This is a messenger RNA of Daldinia caldariorum, 969 nucleotides long. RefSeq names its product ras-domain-containing protein. Gene Ontology annotation, molecular function: GTP binding; GTPase activity. The coding region runs from base 1 to 969 and encodes 322 amino acids. Gene Ontology annotation, biological process: intracellular protein transport. The transcript has 2 exons. Lineage: Eukaryota; Fungi; Ascomycota; Sordariomycetes; Xylariales; Hypoxylaceae. Gene Ontology annotation, cellular component: endomembrane system. The record is from RefSeq and is a predicted model, not a curated record.
AUGUCCUCCCUCGAGGCCAAGAUCGUCGUCCUCGGCUCCCAAGGCGUGGGCAAGACUUCGCUAGUAACGCGGUAUUGCAAGGGCGCCUUCAAUCCCGCCCAAAAUACUUCGACCGUCGGCGCUAGUUUUAUGACCAAGAGGGUCGUAGACGGUGACACUGAUACUGUCGUCCGCUUACAGAUAUGGGAUACAGCCGGACAGGAACGAUUCCGCUCGAUAUCGCGACUCUAUUAUCGUGGAGCUAACGCCUGCAUCCUCUGCUAUAGCAUCACCGACGCACAGUCCUUCGCCGAAAUGGGUGUGUGGCUAACAGAAUUACGCCGUAACUUACCACCUGAUAUCGUCCUCCACGUCGUGGGAACUAAAGCCGACAUCGUCGCCCGCGACCCCACCCGUCGCGAAGUACCGUUCGAACGGUGCAUAGCCUACGUCGCCGAGAAUCUUACACCGGGUCUCGGCUCGACACCUCCACCGACCGCGACGCAAUCAGGCCUCACGACCUUACCACCAGGACCAGGCGUCAGCCAGUCGAGCGUGGUAGUCACCCCCGCCGCAUCGACCGCGCAGGAACCCCGUAGCCCGAGUAGCAAGCGCAGCAGCGGGUUCUGGGGCCAGGAAGUCGGCUGGGACGCGUGCCACGAGAUCAGCGCCGAGAGCGGCGAGGGCGUAGAGGAGGUAUUCCGGGUCGUCACGCGCAAGCUCGUCGAGCAGAACCGCAAGAUGCAGCAGGCCAUCCUAGCGGCCACCGCAACACCCGGUACCCCCGGAUACGAGAGCGGUACGGAUGCGGGAUACUUCGAGGGCGCGAAUCCUCGCGGCAGCUUCCGGGUCGGCAAAGAUCGUCGGAGCUGGCUGUUCUCUUCCCCGGGCUUCUCGCCGGCUGUUACGGUGGAGAACCCGAAUGCGGGAGGCGGAGAGCAGCAGCGACAAGGCGAGGAACAGGGACGGAGGGGGAGAAAGUGUUGCUAA